Molecule: messenger RNA, 1278 nt
Organism: Salvia miltiorrhiza (redroot sage)
Lineage: Eukaryota; Viridiplantae; Streptophyta; Magnoliopsida; Lamiales; Lamiaceae
Exons: 5
Coding region: 57-1073 (338 amino acids)
Molecular function (GO): protein binding
Source: RefSeq, a predicted model, not a curated record
UAGUUCUAAUUCUCUCGUCACCCUUCAAUAGUUGAAAGUAGUAGCCGUACGUGCCAAUGGGCAAUGGAGGAUGUUUAAAGCAGAAUUCUGCAUCAAUCUCAAAUCAAGCUGCUGCAGCUGGUAUUAGUUAUGCACCUGAGGACCCUGCACUCCCAAAACCAUGGAAGGGUCUGGUUGAUGAUAAGACUGGAUACAUUUACUAUUGGAACCCAGAGACCAAUAUAACUCAAUACGAGAAACUUGUUGCCCCUGGUCACACAAGCUAUGCGCCAGUUCAUAAAUCUUUGAGUUCAUCGGUUCAGAAGUCCCCCCAAGGACGAUAUAAUGCGAAUGAUAAUGAUGACAGAUAUUCCAAAGCUAGCAAUGGCUCAACAAAGGCUUCUGUACCGGCCACCAGACGCAGAUCAUAUUAUUCACAGAGUGAUGUCGAGGUGAAAGUGAGUGUUGGAUAUGGACCUCAUACUUCCAAUGAUGCAGAAAGUAUUGCUGCUGGAGCCUAUUGCCAGUGUCAUGAUAUUUCUGUGACUGGAGACAAAGUCCCUCAACCAUUCACCUCAUUUGAAGCCACUGGAUUCGCUCCAAAGAUUCUUAGGGAGGGUUGGGAUGUCACUCCAGAUGAGGUAUGUCAGUUCCAUAGGGAGGUGGUGACGCCGGAUCUAGGACUGGGCAUGAUGUCGCAAAUGCGUUUUUCUGGUUCGACGAGCACUCAUUCAACGAGCACGUCUCAGUUUCCUUCAACAACAUUCUCAACUCAGAUUGCACAGCUCCAGGCGGAGUUACAGCAGACACAGCAGAGGGAGGCUGCUUUACAGGCUGAAAUGGAGGAGCGACGACAGAGGGAGGCUGCAAUACAGGCGGAGUUGAAGGAGUGGCGUCGGAGGGAGUCAGAAAUGGAAACUAGGCAGUCGGAGAUGCAACAACAGCUCACCCGUAUUCUGCAGUUCUUCCAAUCAUCCUCGAGGAUGUUCAACAGCCUUGAUGGAAUGUCCCCCCCUCCCCCAACCCCAACCCCAGUGAAGCUGGAUUCUGCCAUGGAAGUGGAGGAGGAAAUGGGCUCAAAAGAAGAGAUGUGAGUUUGGGAUGCCGAGAUUCAAAGGAAAAUGGCGCUGAUACUUUUGUUAAUACUGAUAUAUAAGCCAUACAGUUCUUUAAAAUUUCACUUUAUCUCUUUAGAUGUUAUUUGGAUAUUGCUGCUAUUGAUUGUUGAGUUGGGACCACAGAUAUAUAUUGGUGUGUGCCUCUUGUUACCCAAGAAUUCAUGUAAUGAGAAUUCUGAGU